Cutaneotrichosporon oleaginosum is the source of this 1077-nucleotide messenger RNA. RefSeq lists its product as uncharacterized. Lineage: Eukaryota; Fungi; Basidiomycota; Tremellomycetes; Trichosporonales; Trichosporonaceae. The record is from RefSeq and is a predicted model, not a curated record.
GCUGAUGCCUUUGUUUGGCCUUUGGUGAACCCGGAGAGGCUUGCUGCUCGAUGCUCGAGUGAUCGAGUGAUCGAGUGUGAAUGGGAGUGAAUGAGAAAGGCAGCGACUCGCGAGCUUUUUGUGCGUCCGGUAUGAGGCACUGCGGAGCGCUCCGCAAGUGGCCUGCCUACAGACGCAGGCUACAGGUCGUACAAAGCGCAUGCAUCUCUGCGCCUGGUAGCCUCGUCGCCUGCCGCCUGCCCAGCAGCUCAGCUGCUCAGCAGCCCAUGCAGCCCACAUGCCACUUUUGCAUUCUUCGUUUGGAAUGCCAGGUAAUCUCCGUGGCCGUGGACGCCAUACCCCGCCGCUCAUUGGCUGUGCACAUCAAACGUGCAUGGUGCCUGGCGAGCGACGCGCAUGCCAAGCCCUCCCGAGCCCACAAUUACACCUGCAGAAGAACGCCCCAAUGUCUUGGGCCUUGGGUCCCUCCGCCUCACGAUCUUGCGGCGCGAGUCUUGGCAGGAUGCUGCUGGAUCGGCUGGAUCGCUGGAUCGCUGGAUUGCUGGAUCGUCUCACACGACCUCACGCUCACACGAGCAGUCACACGAGCAGCCCCGAGCCAGCCGUGUGGGUGGGUGCUAGCUGGGUGGUAGGCGGGGCCUGGGCUGGGUGGAUGAUGAUCAUGGAAGAGGAGCAUCGAGCCGAGAUUGAUGCCGACGCACGUUCGUGGAUGGAGACGUGCAGCGUGGCAGACGACGCGGCCGCAGCUUAAGAGAGAGAGAGACGCGUCCCUUUGCUCCGUUGCUCCUUUGGAUCCUUUGGAUCCUUUGGAAUCGACAAGCGGCGUUUGGAAGAGCAUUUUUGGCCAUCCACCAAACUCCUACAUGGUCAGAUCUAAAUAAAGAAUCUACCGGGCCGUACCCUGUGCCUAGAUCCUCCGUGACGUCAGGGUCAGGUGCCGGUCUGCCGAGCGUGCCGAGCGCUUAAGCGUUUAGCAAUAUACAGUAGCAAUAGGAAAGAUUCAAAUCAAGCUAUCAAGGCUAUACUCGUAGCUGCUCCUAGAUCCUGUCUACAAAUACAUGAAUAUACCAUCCAAAU